AUGAUACUUACUCUCCUGUUAAUUUUUCUCACUGCAAAUUCAGAAAGUACUCCAUCACAUGGGUAAGUUUUUUGUCGAUUCGCUUUCCCCCACCAAGAGGAUGUUCGAAAACCAAUUUCUGAGAAACCCAAGUUCGUAUUUUUCCGAAAUUUCCAUUCCAAAUUUAGUUAAGAAUGAAUUUUUUCAAAAACUUCACGAAAACUAGAGAAAAAUGAAUAUGAAAACAAUUUACCUUCUAAUUCAAAAAAUAAACUAUUUCAAGAAUAUCACUUGCUCAAUAUCCAUCUUCUCCCAAACACUACAACGAGAUUAAAGAGACAAUUUUCAAAAACUACGAUAAAACAAAAUUACCGUGAGUUUGUAUCAAAUUUUAUCAUUUAAUUCAACAUACGAAAUUUCAUAGAUCCUUCACUGAAUUAGAUAUAAUAGUUGUCAACUCUAUAACUCAUUUAUCCGUUAAUGAAUACGACAAUGCUGUUAAUGUUCAAGGUGCUAUAACUUUGGUAAGAUUUAUUAUAUUUCUGAAAUUCAAAUUUUCAAUUUCCUGCAAAACAGAUUUGGAUGGAUGAUAGGCUUCAAUGGUCCGAAGAACAUUACGGUAACAUUUCUGAAAUUCAAAUAGAUUUUGACGAUGAACUUGUUUGGACUCCUAGAUUGAAAAUCUCAAAUUUGAAAUUUGAGAAUGUUUAUCCAAUAGAACCAUUCGGAGCAAUCAGAAUCACAAGCGUGAGUUAUGCUAAUUGUUACCAGAAGAAAAAACCUUGAAAAUCACAGGGAGGAUACCUGAAAACAAGAAUGCAUUAUAAUGCAAAAAUUGGAUGCGAAUUUGAUUUCUCUGAUUUUCCAUAUGACGUACAAAACUGCUCAAUAUCUAUGAGAUUAUUGAACGAAGACGUUAUGUUUAACCCAGUAAUCUUCAAAGCAGCGCUUAGCGCCAUCAAUUUGAACAUAGCUCAUGGAAAAGACAAAACAAUCAUUUCAAACUUCAAACUUAUUGAAGUGAAACUUGACUAUUAUGUUGAUUUACAAACUACUUCAUUUAUUUUGAGAAGACAUGCUCCAUUUAUUCAUGCAGUGUUUAUCGUUCCAUCUUUUGUAAGUUCAAGAAUUUUUUUGUUUUAGAGUUCAUAAUUCAACAGAUUUGCCUUAUUCUGACACUUUCAUCAUUUUUAAUCAAAAGAAAAGACACUGCAUGUUAUCUUUUAUUUGCAACAAUUCUUAUCGAAUCCAUCUUCUACAAGAAUAUUUCAAAAAAAGUCGCGCCAAUCCUGCAAAGUGGAGUUAUUCCAAAUCUUUUCAUUUACUUUGGAAUGAUUUCGAUUGCAAGUGUUCUUGCAUUGUUUCUCAAUUUCUGGGCGUUGAGAAAAAAACAAUACAAUUUGGUUCAUUGA
This is a messenger RNA of Caenorhabditis angaria, 1391 nucleotides long. The record is from the annotation of a GenBank genome assembly. Lineage: Eukaryota; Metazoa; Nematoda; Chromadorea; Rhabditida; Rhabditidae.